Scatophagus argus is the source of this 7950-nucleotide messenger RNA. It is a transcript of the gene synj1, whose product is annotated as synaptojanin 1. The transcript is spliced from 31 exons. Gene Ontology annotation, molecular function: phosphatidylinositol-4,5-bisphosphate 5-phosphatase activity; nucleic acid binding. NCBI's taxonomy places the organism in Eukaryota, Metazoa, Chordata, Actinopteri, Scatophagidae. Gene Ontology annotation, biological process: phosphatidylinositol dephosphorylation; synaptic vesicle endocytosis. Bases 295 to 5271 code for a protein of 1658 amino acids. The record is from RefSeq and is a predicted model, not a curated record.
UUCGUUGCAAAAGGACUCGUAUUUGAAAUACUUGGAAGAGACGUCCAUUGAAUUUAAUUGCAAAAUAAUUUAUUAACGCAUUCUAAAGGCUUCCUUUUCCCUUUUACGUAAGCUCACACUAUAUAUGUAAGUGACCAUUUGUCCAAGUAUUACGGUAACGUGUGGUAGGCGUGCUUUGCGUCGGAAUGUACCAUUUUGCAAUCACACCGGGAAGAAGGAUUGUGUUGUGACAGCGAACUAAGAACCCGGCGGGGGGAGACGUCAUAACCUAGGUUUUUUCAUCUUCGAUCAACAAUGGCAUUCAGUAAGGGAUAUCGCAUCUACCAUAAGCUGGACCCACCCCCCUACAGUGUCAUAGUGGAAACUAGGACCAGGGAAGAAUGCCUCAUGUUUGAGUCGGGUGCUGUUGCUGUUCUGUCUGCAGCCGAGAAGGAGGCCAUUAAAAACACAUACACCAAGAUUGUUGAUGCCUAUGGAAUCCUGGGGGUGCUUCGCCUAAACCUGGGUGACUCCAUGCUUCACAGUUUGGUGGUUGUAACAGGAUGCAGCUCUGUAGGGAAAGUACAGGAUUCUGAGGUGUUCAGGGUCACACAGACAGAUUUUAUAUCCCUGAAGAAUGAUCCAGGAGAUGAAGAACGAAUUGCUGAGGUGCGAAAGGUCCUUAACUCAGGACACUUCUACUUUGCCUGGUCUUCCACGGGAAUUAGCAUGGACCUGAGUCUCAAUGCACAUCGCAGAAUCCUAGAAGACACUACAGAUAACCGAUUCUUUUGGAACCAAUCUCUGCACCUGCACCUGAAACACUACGGAGUAAACUGUGAUGACUGGCUAUUGAGACUGAUGUGUGGUGGUGUGGAGAUCAGGACCAUCUAUGCAGGACACAAACAGGCCAAGGCCUGCAUCUUCUCCCGCCUGAGCUCAGAGCGAGCCGGCACGCGAUUUAACGUCCGAGGAACAAAUGACGACGGACAGGUGGCCAACUUUGUAGAGACUGAACAGGCCAUUUUCCUGGAUGACAAAGUCUCGUCCUUCAUUCAGAUCCGUGGGUCCAUUCCUCUUUUCUGGGAACAGCCAGGAAUCCAGGUUGGCUCUCAUCGUGUCAAGCUCUCAAGGGGUUUUGAGGCAAAUGCACCAGCAUUUGAAAGACACUUCACUGCACUGCGGAGGUUGUAUGGUAAACAGGUGAUUAUCAACCUCCUUGGGAGUAAGGAAGGAGAACACAUGCUCAGCAAAGCAUUUCAGAGUCACCUGAAGGCAUCAGAGCAUGCAGCAGCCGUGAAAAUGGUGAACUUUGACUACCAUCAAAAUGUGAAGGGAGGCAAGACAGACAAACUCCACAGUGUCCUCAAGCCCUACCUCAGCAAGUUCAUAGAGGAGUGUGGGUUCUUCUACUAUUCUGGAGAGGGGGGCAUCGCAAGGACUCAGGGUGGGACCAUUAGGACCAACUGCCUGGACUGUCUGGAUAGAACCAACAGUGUUCAGGCCUUUUUUGCCCUUGAGAUGCUGCCAAAGCAACUGGAGGAGAUGGGUCUAACAGAGAAACCCCAGCUGGUAGCCAGGUUCCAGGAGGUUUUUAGGACCAUGUGGUCUGCCAACGGAGACUCCGUCAGUAAGAUCUACGCAGGCACCGGUGCCCUGGAUGGCAAGGCCAAGCUAAAAGAUGGAGCUCGUUCUGUGACAAGAACCAUUCAGAACAACUUCUUUGACAGUUCCAAGCAGGAGGCUAUAGACAUCCUGAGGCUGGGCUCCACACUCAACAGUGAUUUGGCUGACAAAGCUCGGGCCUUGCUCACAACUUCCAGUCUUUACGUCACUGAGCCGGUCUUACAAUCAGCCUCCCCACGAGUAUUGCUAGGAAUGUGUCAGAACUACCAUAAAUACACAAGGCCCAAGCAGAUCCGAGUGUGUGUCGGCACCUGGAAUGUCAACGGGGGUAAACAGUUUCGCAGCAUCGCUUUCCGCAACCAGACACUUAACGACUGGCUGUUGGAUGCUCCAAAGAAAGCAGGGCAUCCUGAAUUCCAAGACAGCAAAGCCAACCCCAUAGAUAUCUUUGCCAUUGGUUUUGAGGAAAUGGUUGAACUGAAUGCUGGCAACAUUGUCAGUGCCAGCACUACUAACCAGAAACUGUGGGCAGCUGAGCUACAAAAAAACAUAUCGCGGGACCACAAGUAUGUGCUGCUAGCUUCAGAGCAGCUGGUGGGAGUUUGUCUGUUUGUUUUCAUUCGCCCACAACACGCACCCUUCAUCAGAGAUGUGGCUGUCGAUACUGUGAAAACUGGAAUGGGCGGGGCUACAGGCAAUAAAGGAGGUGUUGCCAUCCGCCUACUCUUCCACACUACCAGCAUCUGCUUCGUCUGCUCCCACUUUGCUGCUGGCCAAUCACAGGUCAAAGAGAGGAACGACGACUACAACGAGAUCACACGCAAACUUAGCUUUCCCAUGGGUCGUCUGCUGUACUCACAUGACUAUGUCUUCUGGUGUGGAGACUUUAACUAUCGCAUUAGCCUGCCCAAUGAGGAAGUAAAAGAUCUAAUCAAACAGCAGAACUGGGAUGCUUUGACAGCUGGGGACCAGUUGCUGGAUCAAAAGAAUGCUGGUUUGGUUUUCCGAGGGUUCAUCGAGGGGAAGUUAGAUUUUGCCCCCACCUAUAAGUAUGACCUCUUCUCGGAGGAUUAUGACACUAGUGAGAAGUGCCGCACACCCGCCUGGACUGACCGCAUACUCUGGAAGAGGAGGAAGUGGAACUUUGACAAAACGGCUGAGGAGAUGAAUGUAGUAGGUGCAGCUUCUACAUCUGGGGAGAGUGAAGACAAUCUGGAUCACCCCUGGAGUCCUGGGACUCUGCAAUACUAUGGCAGGGCUGAGCUUAAGACCUCUGACCACAGGCCUGUGGUGGCGAUAAUGGAUGUGGACAUCCUGGAGGUCGACCCUGAGGCUCGGCACCAGGUCUACAAAGAUGUCAUUGCUUUGCAGGGACCUCCAGACGGCACCAUUCUAGUGUCGCUUUGUUCCUCCGGCCCUGAAGACUACUUUGACGAUCCGCUCAUAGAUGAGUUGCUGGACAAGUUUGCUCAGUUUGGAGAGGUCAUCCUCAUCAGGUUUGUUGAAGAGAAGAUGUGGGUGACCUUCCUGGAAGGGUACUCUGCUCUUGCUGCUCUGUCUCUCAGUGCUUCCACUGUACUUGGCAAGGUGAUUGAUAUCCGUCUGAAGAGUCCAGGCUGGAUCAAAAGCCUGGAGGAGGAGAUGAGUGUGGAGAGGAUCUGUGGUAGCAUCCCCACCUCGGCCAGCUCCACCCUGCUCGCUGAGGACACGGACAUGGGCGACGAUGAUUAUGAUAUGGAAGGUGAUGUGGAUGAAGAGGUGGAGGAGAUACUUCCCCAGCACCUGCAGCCUGGGGCGGGAUCUGGCCCCGGAUCCUCCCCUCUCCCUUCCCCUCGUAGUAGUCCCUGUCCUUCCCCCACCCAUGGAGAACCGUCGGUCCCCAGCAGGCCUAGCCGUGGACAACCUUCCCGACCUUCCCAAGAUUUAAGCCCAUCACCAGGGAGGAGAGAAAUUCCAGGACCUCCUGUUGACUUCCAGCCUGGCGCCCCCACAUCUCAAGGCGUGGAACCCAAACGUCCACCUCCCCCUCGUCCUCAGGCCCCCCCAGCCAGACCAGCACCACCUCAACGCCCACCGCCACCUUCAGGACAAAAAAGCCCUGCUCUUCCUCGGCCAGAUGCUGCUGCAGGUCGAGGCCAGGCCGCAGUGGGAGCUCCUGGACCUGGAGGUGCUCAGAGACCGAAUAUUCCUCCUCGAGUUGGAGUAAUUAGCAUGCCUCCACAAUCUCGUCCACCACCUCCUGCUCACCCUGGAGCACCCAGACCCAUCCCAGAGGUGCAUCCCGGGGCCCCUCGGCCCAUCCCUGACACCCACCCUGGAGCCCCAAGACCUGUGCCCAGUGCACAGGCCAAACCGACUGACCUGCCUCAGGGUCUUCCUCUGUCAGGACAGCCUCCUACAGAGCCCACUGCAGUGAGACCCCAGGUUCCAUCACCCAUGCAGCCACCCAUGCAGCCCCAACCAGCUGUCCCUUCAGUUCAGUCCCAACUCCCACCACCAAUGCAGCCCACACUUCCAGCUCCACUUCAGCCACAACAAGCUGCGGCUCCUCCUGCUGCCGCCGCCGCCCCUGCUGUACCUCCACAGGGUCUGGCUUCUCCUAAACCUCCACCCCGUUCCCGCUCCCAUCAUGCUCUGCCACCUGAUGCUGCCAAGUCAGAUACGACCCCAGCUGCACAGACCAAUGGACUGAAUGGAAUCCAAAGAGAAGCACAAUGGAAGCCUGACCCCUUUGACACACUUGCAUCUGAUUUCCUCUCCUCUUCCUCAUCCUCCUGGCGUAACACCCAGUCGUUGACCAGAGGCUCCUCUUUGCGUUCUCCCCCUGCCGUUCCUGUGUCUAGGUUGUCCUCCAACACUCUCCCUUCAUCCUUCUCCCUCCAGUCCUCUGCUCUCUCGGAUCUCCAGGCACUUGAUUCGUCCUCGUCUUCCUCACUCUCCACCCCAUCACCAUUUGCCUCCUCCCUCCUCCCUCCACCUCCAUUCCCAUCUCGUAGUCGCUCGCAGGAGGCACUGCGCGCCUCCCCCGGGCCCUUCCCAACUGACCCGCUUCCUGCCCGACCCAGCAGCACCAAUCCCUUCACAGGCCCUCUGGCACAGCAGCACCGCUCGCUCACCCCGGACUUCACCGUCCAGAAUCCGUCCACCACGCCAAACCUUCAGAGGACCAUGUCUGCUUUUUCACAGCCGCUCAUCCCCACCUCUGCUGCAGCACCCACCUCCCAGCUCCAAAGGACCAUGUCCCUGUUUGGGCCAGCAUCCACUCUCAAUCCUACACCUGUCCCUUUGCUCCCCCUUGCCCCUGACCCAUCUCCUGCCCCCGUCUUGCCUCUGGCACCACCCUCCUCCAUUCCGCCUGCUCUUGUGCCUCGUCGCCAGCCGCCUCCCCCGGGAGGGAAACCAACACAGCAGUGGGUCACUUUUGAUGACGAUUUUCCAACUUCAACCAAAACACCACAGCCCCCCAUAUUCCCCUCCAGUUCCGUUGUUGACACUCUGCCUUCCCGCUCUGUGUUUGACUCAGAGCCCGACUGGUUGUCCUCCACCCCGUCAGUAUUCCCAGCCCUCCCUCCUCCCAUCCCGACAAGAACGGGAACCAGUAACCCCAAGUUCCCAGAAGGACCCAGUGACGACUGCUUCUUCCCCAGGCAGUCGACAGAAAGAUAGGAUCACUCUUAAUAUGUAAAGGGCAUAUCCAUAUAUGUAUAGAUCUAUGAUAAAUGUGUAUAUGUGUGUGUGUAUUGUACAAAAGAGACAGUAUUUAAGAAGUAUAGACCGAUCUCCUUCUGAAUCACAGGAAAAGGGUUCAUACAUCGAGCAGAAACACGAGAAGCGUACGAGCCGAAAGAUGUGUUUCAAACACGCAGCGAUGUUUGCUUGUUCCCUGAUAUCAACAUUUAUUUUAAUAUGAAUCGUUCUGACGUUUAUUUUUGUUUAUGGCAGCAAACGUGUGCCUGUGUCUACAGUAAAUAGUCAUAUAACCUACAUCUUUACACACAAAAGAGUGUGUGUAACCACCUGUGCAAUAUCAAGACACGUCUGUGUGGCCGCACAGCGCUCUGCAUUCGCCUGCAAGCUUUCACCGGAAUCAGUGUUAAGUUUUGCAUCCGCUAAGCUCAUACUCAUCAUUUUUACUGAUAUGUACAUUAGAAGGGGAUUCUCCGAGUGUUGGGUAAUCUUCUACUUUCCCAGUUUCAUCAGUUGGCAUGUAGUAGAAGGCUAUGCACUGCUGGAUUUACACUUGCCCUCAUAAUUGGGGCAGUCGUUGGUAGUCAGAGAUUUGCUUUGACUCAUUUUGGGGUUUUUUUUUCUCCUCUUCUUUUGUGUCUAAGCGGUGCAAAUUUAAAAAGUCAUACUGUGCACUUGCUUUUAUUAUGAAUGUACUUUAUUUUGCACUGGGUUUUGUCAUUGCCUCCCUCUUGAUGCCUCAGUGUGAACAUGAAUAAUACGAGUCAGUGUCACAGUCAAAACCGUUCACUGCCGCAGGACUGAUGCUCAUCAUCAUAAUUUUGUCGUCUCUCCACUCAUCAUUAAUCUUUGUCUAUGGGCUGGUACGCUUAGCUAAAUAUAUUUUGUAGUUCUAUAUCAGAACCUAUACAUAGUGAUUAUGUAUAAAUGUAUGUUUUCAGUAUGGAAACUACUCGCUAAAUGUGUGUUGGUGAUGACCGUACCAGUGGUUUGCACAAUGUAACUGAUAUGCACUGAAAUGCUGUGUGUGCUCUCUUUGUUGUAUUCUUGUUGAUGGCAGAGUGACAAAGAUGAGUCUACAGAGGGAACAGAUGAGAGGGCUUUUUGACCUUUCCAGUUUUUUUUAUCCUUCUUGAUUUUUAUCCAAAGCAUUUAACCAUGCUGUUUGAAAUUCAGAGAGUGUGACGUAUGUGUGUAGUGUAAGUACGAAGAUGAUGUGGACAUGGCGGCAGGGACAUGUCAUUCAUAGUAACAAGAGGACACUUUUUUUUUCCAACUUUUUGUUUAAUGCAAAAGUCAGGCUUUUCAUUUCUAAGAACAUUUACUCUAAAUAAUCUAUUGUUGAUCCUGUGGUGAGAAGUAAUGUGUUGUGUUUGAGGUGCCUAUCGUCUGUUGUGGUGUUUGUGUUUGGAUGUGAGUGUGUGUACAGAGUAAAGCCUGGAAAACCAGAGCUUUUUUUUCCUCCCCAGAGGAAGUCUUCGCACAGCACAUUUGCUUACAGGUCCUGAAGUCACACUGUAUUCACUCGCUCACUUGCUGUGGACUGGCAGCUUUGUGUGCGAAAAUGUUAGAAAUACAAGACAGAGGACUCUCUCCUCCUCUUUCUUUUGUUUCCACCAAGCACCCACCCACCUGAGGAAGAAUUCCCCAGUAGCAGCGCCUCUCGGACCAAAAUGCGUCACCAGAUUUGUGGUUGUUUGUUGUGUCCUUUCCAGGCACAGUGUGGCCCACAUUCCAGGCAGUUGUGCGAUUUGUCAGUUGGGUGUCAGACUCUCCUUAGCGUGUGCAGAUCCACCUGUGAUAUCUAACCCACAUCUGUUUCCUCUAGUUGAGCUGAUUUCAGUCAUGAGGUGUGUGUGUGUGUGUGUGUGUGUAUGGGUGGGGGGGGUGUUGUCAGAGGUGAUUUGUCAGUAUUUUUCCCUUCUCCUACCUGCUUCACUCUUUCACUUCUGUUGAGUUGUACAGGUCGGCAUAAAUGUUGACAGUAAUGACAAGCAAUAGUUUUGCUAAAGGAUCAGUGAGAGUACAGCCCUCCCUAACAGGACACAUGCCGACUGUGUCAGUCUAUCAGGUGUUGUUUUCCCCCCAGCUGUCAGAAAUUAUGUAACUGGCAGUAAUGUCUUUAAAGCAUUUUGAUGGUUCAUUGAGGAUAAAACAUCUGACCCAAGAAAGUACCAGCUAACUGACGCUUCUGCGCCUCGUUUAAUCACCAUGUAAAAUGCAGGAAAAAAAAUAAUCUUCAUCCACUGGACUGAAAGCUCUCUGUGUAAGCAAGCAUAUUGGGUUGCCUUUGCUUACAUGUUGUUGUCAUCUCUAAAAUGCAUUUAUUGUGUUAUCCAAAUGUGUGCAGUAGAUACAGUAUCUGCAUUAAAAGUAGGUGACUAGCCAGCGCUUUGUGUCAUGUCAUGUUCAAGAUGAGGUUUUAUAGGAAACAAAUUGCUCCUUUUGUGAGGUUGGUGUCUGUUUUUAUGGCUAUAAUCCAUAGUAAAUAAGAGUCUGUGUUGUUGAACAUAUUCUGUAUGUAUUAAAGAGAAAACAUGAAGCUGUGAUUCAUGUUAAUAUCCAAUGUUCCAUAUUUUAAGUGCAUAGCUGAUUGCACAUUUAUGUAUGAAGCAGUUUACGUUGUAUGUAUGCAAAAAUAAACGUAAAUUUACCUGA